Molecule: messenger RNA, 1143 nt
Organism: Centruroides sculpturatus (bark scorpion)
Lineage: Eukaryota; Metazoa; Arthropoda; Arachnida; Scorpiones; Buthidae
Product: homeobox protein SMOX-3-like
Exons: 4
Coding region: 469-1116 (215 amino acids)
Biological process (GO): regulation of transcription by RNA polymerase II
Molecular function (GO): RNA polymerase II transcription regulatory region sequence-specific DNA binding; DNA-binding transcription factor activity, RNA polymerase II-specific
Source: RefSeq, a predicted model, not a curated record
CCGCUCAGAGGAGCUAAAAUUCAUGAAGGUGACAUUGAUUGAAAAGUAUGGCAAGUGAAUUUAGCAAUAAUAUUCAUAAACCGUGUAGAAAAUUAAUGAAAUAUUAAUUGAUAGAAUUUCCGUUGUAGAGCAAUAAAAUUUUCGAUGCGCUGUUUCAUGUUUCAAUUGUAUAAUUUGAAGAAGGCUAUCCAAACCAGUUUUUGGCUAUUGCUAACUAGUCUAUUAAAGUGGAGUCAUUCUGCAGAUAUGUCAUUCAGCAGAUGGGCGGCUCUAUAAUUGCAGUCGAGAUGUGAAGAAUGAUAAAGCUACAAUUAGUAUAAUUAAACUUGGACGUCAACAGGUGAUGCGGGUGCCGCUAGGGAAGCAAGAAGAUAUUUUCUUAGCAGCGAUAGGAUCUUUCAUUUCUCAAUCGUUACUCACUUAGAUUGUACUUUUAACGGAUCUCCAUCAAACUAAAACCCCGUCCAUAUGGGAAUCAAUGGAGCAGACACAUCUAGAGCUUCUCUUCAAAGAAAAUGUAUAGGUCUAGAACAGAGAACAGUGGCAGAAUAUCAAAGAAGAAAACCUCGUCGUUAUCGUACUACGUUCACAAGUUUUCAAUUAGAAGAACUGGAGAAGACCUUCACCCAUACCCAUUAUCCAGAUAUUUUCACACGGGAACAGUUAGCUCUUAGAGUGGACUUGACUGAAGCUCGAGUACAAGUAUGGUUUCAAAACCGAAGAGCAAAAUGGCGAAAACAAGAAAGGAAUAGCCUACAGAAAUCUACGCCCGCAAAUUUUGUUAAUCAAGAAAAUUCUGUUAAUUAUAUGCAGAAUAAUUACACAAUGAAACAUAAUGUGCCUUCGUACACAGAUUGUAAUUUCCAUACAAAUUUAUAUCAUUAUCUUUUAUCGUCGCCGUUUAAUAGUUAUUUCCCUUGGGGUCUACAAAAUCUUUCCUUUACAGAAACACCGAUAUUUUCCACUUUUAAUUUACCCAAUUCUUUUCAAAAUUUACUAAGUCUGUCACGAUCCAAAAUCAACAACGUAAACUGCGCUUCUAAAACUAACAACUGUAAUAGUUUAGUAGAUUUUAACGUCAUGUCUAAUCCCCAUUUGUUUGGAGUUAAGAUAUAGAAUAUAAUUUUGUAUAAUGCUUUUGAA